CUAUGAGCGAUGCUGUUGUGAAACUAGUUGACUGCCUAUUGCAGUCUGUAUAAUCAAAGAAUAAAGAGUUUACAAUUUCGAAAAGGCCGAAGUUGAUGUAGGCUACAACAGAAAAUACUGAGCAGCAGAUUGAAGGAUUAGGCUACACUUCAACAGGGGAGCAUUUUACCUAAGUCAACAAUCAUUCCAAUGGCCCGUGUAGCCACAGCCACUGUUUUAUUAUUGCCGUUCAUACUAACGUUUUUAUGUGUGGUGGCAGCAGAAGGCGGUGGGCUGAAGCUGAGAAGACAGAAGAGAGAAUGGAUCAUUCCUCCUAAGAGGUUGAAGGAGAAUGUAGAUUACACCAGCCAAGAGUACAUCUCAAAGAUUCGCUCUGAUGAGCAGUACAUGUCAAAGGUGACUUACUCACUGACUGGGAUCGGUGCAGAUCAAAACCCCAGGAGCCUAUUCACUGUCAACCCAAAUACAGGCCUGGUCAGAGUCAAUGGAAUUCUGGACAGAGAGAAGAUACCUUCCUACCAUUUACUUGGAGUAGCGACAUACAACAAUGGAAGCAGAGCAGAGAAGGACAUUGACCUGCAUAUUUCCGUUGAGGACCAGAAUGACUGCCAACCAGUGUUCGUCUUUGGCCAAUCUGGAUCCGUUAAUGAGUCCAGUGCUGCAGAAACCGUUGUCAUGAAAGUUUUAGCCACAGAUGCAGAUGAAGUGAACACGCUACACUCUCAGAUUUACUAUAGCAUAGUGCAGAAGAGUUCUUCAGAUAGCAUGUUCGCCAUCAACUACCAGACUGGAGAGAUCAUGGUUCGCCAGACUACGCUGGACAGAGAGACCCAAGACACCUACACCCUGACUGUAAAAGGCUCAGACAUGAACGGAGCAAUGGGUGGAAACUCAGGAACAGGACAGGUGGUGAUUAAAAUCCUGGACAUCAAUGACAACAUCCCCACCCUGGAGAAAGAAUAUUACGAGGGGAGUGUGUUGGAGAACACGGUCAAUGUGGAGGUGCUGAGGAUCAAAGCCACUGAUCUGGACCUGAUGUACACUGAGAACUGGCUGGCUGUGUUCACCAUCAUCACAGGCAACGAAGCCGGCUACUUCACCAUCACUACCGACUCCAAGACCAACGAAGGCAUUAUUAUGAUAACCAAGGCACUGGACUAUGAGGACCUGAAAGUGCUCAACCUUGCCAUAAGUGUUUCCAACAAAGCAGUGUACUACUUUGGCUCCUCUUCUACGAGUGGAGGGAUAGGAGGAGGAGGGGUUGCAGGCGGGGGUAUGACGGGAGGUGGUAAGACCUACCCCAUCAAGAUAAAUGUGAUCAACCAGAAAGAGGGCCCCAGAUUCCAGCCAAUGGUUAAAGUGGUGACCAUCUCUGAGGACUCCACCACAGUCACCAUUAACAAGGUCAUCACUACCUACGCAGCCAUUGACAGUGACACACUACUGACUGCUACCAAUGUUAGGUAUGCCAAAAAAUCCGAUGUAGACAACUGGCUGAUCAUUGAUGAAAAGACAGCAGAGAUCAAGCUGAACAAAGUGCCUGAUCGGGAGUCCAAAUACCUGGUCAAUGGAACAUACUAUGCCAAGAUAAUAGCCAUCACAACCGAUCUGCCAUCCAAAACGGCCACAGGGACAAUAGCUAUCCAGGUGGAGGACUUUAACGACCACUGUCCCAUACUGACAGCUACGGCUACGACCAUGUGUCUGGGGGACACCACUGUGUAUGUCAAGGCUGUGGAUGGGGACACCUUCCCCAACGGAGCUCCCUUCAAGUUCAGAGUGAUUCAGGGGGACAGCAAACAGAAGUGGACAGUGGAGCACCUCAAUGCUACCACUGCCAUUUUACGAGACCAUGCCCACAUGUGGCCAGGUCACUACAAGGUUGCUGUGGAGAUCAGUGACCAGCAGGGGAAGGCCUGUGCAGACAUCCAGAUUCUGAACGUGGAUGUGUGCACCUGUGAUCAGGUCAAUAAGGUCUGCUUUGCCUGGAAGAUGGGUAAGGACGUCACAUUAGGAGCAUCUGCCAUCCUGCUGCUCCUUCUGGGCCUCCUGCUGUUGCUGCUGGUGCCCCUCCUGCUGCUGUUCUGUCUGUGUGGAGGAGUGGCGUCCAUAUGUGACUUUAAGGCCAUGCCAUUUGACACUAAAGAACACCUGAUUCCAUAUCACACCGAGGGAAAAGGAGAAGACAAGGAAAUUCCACUCCUGCAAAUUCCUGUGGCGAUAGAUGGCUCCAUCAAAGUUGUUGACUUGGCAAACAACGGGGAGGGAAUGGGAUUAAUAAGAGAUGCAGGGGCUGCAGGAGGAUCAGCAGGAGGAGUGUUCGGGGACGGCUUCACCCCGUCCGCAAUAAGCACAUGGGAGCACAACCAUUCCCAUGGCUCCCACCAGCCCAGCGGCAGAGUGAAGGUGAGCUACGGCGUGGGUGGAGGAACCAUGACUGGACAUGAACACUUCUCCAGAUAUGGAGCUGGAGCUUAUGACGGGGUCGCUCUCUCCGAGGGAGACCUAAAGGAGUACUACUCUGCAAAGGCCAAUCAUGCUGCGCAGAACGACCAACAGAGAGAUGACCUACUGAUCUACGACUAUGAAGGUCAGGGGUCACCGGUAGGCUCUGUUGGCUGCUGCAGCCUCCUGGGGGCCGAUGACGACCUGGACUUCCUCAACGACCUGGGGCCCAAGUUCAAGACCCUGGCCAAGAUCUGCCAGGGGUCAAUAGCUAUGGAGGCGGAGACUGUCAACAUGUCUGUGUCAUCCCCUAGACCUAGGCCUACCACAUCCACCCACACAGAGGUCAAUAGAGACACAGCUCUCAAUGUCAAUACCCUGAACACCUCAUCCACCACCUCCACCUCCUCCACACCCCUACAGGAGAACCUGGUUACUCGGGCCCAAGGAUCAGCCACCAUCCGCAAGGUUCAGGAGAACAAGGUGAUGCCCAACAAGACCCUCUUCAUCCAGCAGCCCCCUAUGUACUACGCUGCUGCCCCCACCAUGUACAUGGUGGAGCCCCAGCCCCAGUUGGUGCUGGUGGAGCAGAGAGGGGGAGGUGGUUAUGUCCGUGCCCAGCAGGCGGUAAGCCAGGUGGGGGUAGGGAUGGGUCAGGGGGUGGUGCAGGUAGGAGGGCUCCAUGGUUCUCAGGGCAUGAUUUCACUGGAGAGGCAGGUAGGAGCAGGUGGUAGUGGGGAAGGACAAGGUCAUGUUGUUAUGGGGGCAAGCCAGGUCUUACAGGGAGCGGGCCACACUAUUUUGGGGGGAGGUCACAUUAUUACAGAGACGAGCCAAACCAUUACACGGGGAGGCCAGUUUCUACAGGGGGCAGACCAGACCAUGAUCGGAAAAGACCAUCUAUCGCCAGGAGGAAACUUCUCACAGGGAAGCCUGUCCGGGUCCAGGAAAGUGCUGGUUGUUGAGAGCGGGUCUGGGUCAGCCUCGGCAGCAGGGUGCAGCGCAGGCUUAGGGGCUGCCCAGGUCAUCAUGCUGCAGAGAGGCCAGGGGUUAGAGGUCAAAUGUCAUAGUGUAGAAGUGAGAGGUCAGGGUGAUGCUUCCUCGUUGAGAUCCAGCUCCCUGUGUGGCACGGCAGGGUCAAACGAGGCCUCUGCUACUGCUGUCAAAGUCACCACCACGCCCACAGCUGCACCCUGUAGCAGCAGCCACACAGCUGUGGUGCAAGAGAAGAAAAUAUCUGUCACUGAGAAAUACGUUGAGACCAGUACUAUAGCGUAGAAAAACAACUUCACAUCAGCUUGAUAACAUACUGUACACUGUGGGUUUAAAGGUGAUUUCUAGGGAGAGAGAACGAGAUAGAGAGAUAGAGGUACUGGUGCUUUGUGCUGGUGCUCUCUUCUGGUCUGAAAUACAGGAAUUCUACCCAUUGUUUGUUAACAACUCUUUUAUAACACUUUUAGUUUUUAUUAUCACGAUUACCAGAUGGUAUAUAAUCCUAAAUAUGAUUCAUUGAUACAUUGUAAAUUAAUGAUUGAGAGGAGAAAGGCUCCGACAGCGCUGGAGAGGCGGGAGACUCCGACAGCGCAGGAGAGGCGAGGCGCACUGUAGGCCUGAUGCGUGGUGCUGGCACUG
Messenger RNA from Oncorhynchus kisutch (coho salmon), 4077 nucleotides. RefSeq names its product cadherin-4. The record is from RefSeq and is a predicted model, not a curated record. The coding region runs from base 190 to 3723 and encodes 1177 amino acids. Gene Ontology annotation, molecular function: calcium ion binding. Gene Ontology annotation, biological process: homophilic cell-cell adhesion. Gene Ontology annotation, cellular component: plasma membrane; desmosome. NCBI's taxonomy places the organism in Eukaryota, Metazoa, Chordata, Actinopteri, Salmoniformes, Salmonidae. The transcript is spliced from 14 exons.